Molecule: messenger RNA, 1917 nt
Organism: Euleptes europaea (tarantolino)
Lineage: Eukaryota; Metazoa; Chordata; Lepidosauria; Squamata; Sphaerodactylidae
Gene: PIF1
Product: PIF1 5'-to-3' DNA helicase
Exons: 12
Coding region: 1-1911 (636 amino acids)
Biological process (GO): DNA repair; telomere maintenance
Molecular function (GO): DNA helicase activity
Source: RefSeq, a predicted model, not a curated record
AUGCCACCAGGCUUCCCGUCGGACGGGCGGAUUCGCUGCACUGUUGCCAUCGAGCAUUUGGGUGCAGCAGCCCCGAGGCGAGCGCUGCUCCGCGACGCCUGGGUCACCUUGGGCCGGGAUGAGUUCCGGGAGCUGGCGUUGCAAGUGACCACGAGCAGCGGCCCGGAGAGCCCCCGCAACUUCCCGUUGCGUCGGGACGGAGUACGGCUGUUCACGCGUUUCGUGAAGGACGGGAAGAGCUCGGUGCGCUUGGGCUCGGGCCCCAAGGCCGUGCAGCUGCUGCUCUCCAACUGUCCCCCCGACCGGUUGCGUCGCUUCGUGCAGACGCUGCGCGUCAAGUUGAAGGCCACGCAGGAGGGGGCGGGGGCGGUGAGCGAGCGGGCCAGGCUUCUCUCGGGCCUGCCGCGCACCUUCGACACGGUCAGCCCCGUGCAGGCCCGCGACUUGCGACAGGGGGGCGUUAGGCAAGCCCUAGCUGAUAUUGCCGCCACCCCCACCAAAGCCCAGACCCUCCGCUGCGAACCCCGGAAACGUGCCCGGGUCGGAUCGGUGGAUGGCAACCAGGUGACUGAAAUACAGCCAAUGAAGAAGCUGCCUUGGUUGAUGCGCUCCAGAGCAACACUCACACAGGAACAGUCAAUGGUGCUAAAUGCAGUGCUGAGUGGAAAGAAUGUCUUCUUCACAGGCAGUGCUGGGACUGGAAAAUCCUUCUUGCUGAAAAAGAUUGUGGCCUCACUGCCUCCGAACAGCACUUAUGCCACAGCCAGCACAGGAGUGGCAGCAUGUCAGAUUGGUGGCACCACCCUCCAUGCUUUUGCAGGUAUUGGUUCUGGAAAGGCCCCCCUACAUCAGUGCAUUGAGCUGGCACAGAGGUCAGGGGUGCGGCUACAGUGGUUGAAUUGCCACCAUCUGAUCAUUGAUGAGAUCUCCAUGGUGGAUGGUGAAUUCUUUGAUAAACUGGAGGCAGUGGCCAGAACUAUCAGGAAAUGUGAGAAUCCAUUUGGAGGAAUCCAACUCAUCAUCUGUGGAGACUUCCUGCAACUACCUCCAGUCAGCAAAGGCACUGAGCAAUCCAAGUUUUGCUUCCAGGCAAAGAGCUGGCGGAAGUGCAUCCACUUGAACAUGGAACUGACCAAAGUGCAGAGACAGACUGACAGGGACUUCAUUUCUCUUCUGGAUGCAGUCCGGCAGGGCAGAUGCACAGAGAAGGUCACCAAACAACUAACUGCAACAGCAGCCCACAAGGUGGAAAGAGAUGGAAUCCUGGCCACUCGGUUGUGCACCCACAAGGAUGACGUGGAACUAACAAAUACAAAACGACUGCAGGAACUAUCUGGAGAACCAAGGUCCUUCAAGGCAGUGGAUAGUGACCCUGUGUUGGUGAAAACGUUAGACGCGCAGUGUCCUGUAAGCAGCAUCAUUGAACUUAAACUAGGUGCCCAGGUGAUGCUUACCAAGAAUUUGGAUGUAUCCCAGGGUUUGGUAAAUGGGGCUCGUGGAGUUGUGAUUGAUUUUGAAACUGAAAGAAAAGGGCUGCCCAAAGUGAGGUUUCUGUGUGGUGUCACUACGGUUGUUGGGUUGGAAAGAUGGGUCUUAAAGGGACCAGCAGGGACACAUCUGACUCGCCAACAGUUGCCCUUAAAACUUGCCUGGGCCAUUUCCAUCCACAAAAGCCAGGGUAUGUCUCUAGACUGUGUUGAAAUCUCCCUAGCUCGUGUCUUUGAAUGUGGCCAGGCUUAUGUAGCACUCUCUCGGGCACGUAGCCUUACAGGCCUUCGUCUUCUGGAUUUUGAUCCCAGCGUAGUAAAAGCUAAUUCUUGCGUGUUGCAGUUCUACAGUCGCUUGAGGAAAGAACAAUUUUUAGCUCAGGCUUCUAUGGACUCCUACAUUCAAGCUGAUAAGGAAAACUGAGACAAC